Molecule: messenger RNA, 4543 nt
Organism: Paramisgurnus dabryanus
Lineage: Eukaryota; Metazoa; Chordata; Actinopteri; Cypriniformes; Cobitidae
Gene: fut9a
Product: fucosyltransferase 9a
Cellular component (GO): membrane
Molecular function (GO): alpha-(1->3)-fucosyltransferase activity
Source: RefSeq, a predicted model, not a curated record
AUUAUGCGUAUAAACAGCACUGAAAAGGUAGCCUGGCACGUGCGGGGAGGGGGACAUUAUUCUACAUCGCAUCACACGGCGUUACAUGGCGUCUUCUCCAGCGACGCACUUGCACAUUAUUCCUGUUUUAUACCCAUAGGGUCUGUCAUGUUUUAACUUGCAGGCACAGAUUUCGAGUCUGUCAUCAUUGCGGACACAUUGCAACAUGCACUGAUGCGCAGGCGAAGGCUAUGGGUUCAGGUACAUCUUGGUCCUGGCGAAUUAUUAAUCAAAAAUUACCAUCAUCGGAGAUAUUUCAGCACCGUACAGAUAUGCGAGGCGUGUGGUAUACGUGAAAAAAAAUGAAGAACACGAUGUGGCUUUCCAUCGAGAAUGACUGCAUAUGAAGAGAUCUAUGGUUUUAAGUCUAAGAUUCUUGUUGUGGUGAAGGAAAGAAGACCCUGCAAAAUACAACCAUUGUACUCUCUGGAUAUAAGCAAAUCUAUCAGGCCAGAGCAUGCCAUCUACAUCAACAUCCAGAAUCCUACGACCCCUCCUGCUUGGUACCUUUUUACUGGGAUGCUUUGUGACUUUAUUUUUAAUGUACAUCAAACCAUCAACGAGCUGGCUGUCAGGUCCCAUUGAAUCAGAAACGUCCACGGCCAAAGUGAAAAGCCUUCUUACCAACAGAAGUGAACAAAACCAGACCACAGUCCUGGUCUGGCUUUGGCCUUUCGGAGAAACCUACGAUCUUAACGUCUGCAGCUCUUUGUUCAACAUCGAUGGCUGCUUUGUCACAGCGGACCGAAACCUUUACAACAAAUCCGACGCCGUCGUCAUACAUCACAGGGACAUCACCAGCGACCUGUCCAACAUGCCACCUUCGUACCGUCCGACCUUGCAGAGAUGGAUUUGGAUGAACUUUGAGUCGCCAUCGCAUUCAUCCCAGUUACCUGGUAUCGAAAACCUGUUUAAUUUAACCCUCAACUAUCGGCAGGACGCUGAUAUAGAAGUGCCUUAUGGAUCGAUCGUCGCAGCCCAGGGAGAGGAGGACUUUGUGCCACCCAGCAAGAACAAGUUGAUCUGCUGGAUAGUCAGCAAUUGGAACCCAGAUCACGUAAGGGUCAAAUACUACAACGAAUUAUACAAGCACAUCGAGGUUCACGCCUACGGACAAGCUUUCGGCGAGUACAUUUCCGACCAGGACUAUUUUCCGACAAUUGCGAGCUGUAAAUUUUACCUGGCGUUCGAGAACUCUAUUCACAGAGAUUACAUCACUGAGAAAUUGUACAACCCACUUUCCGUUGGUACGGUGCCUGUUGUGCUCGGACCCCCAAGAGAGAACUAUCAGAAUUUUGUGCAGGGAAAUGCAUUCAUCCAUGUCGAUGAUUUCCCGUCUCCAAAAGAGCUGGCCGAUUAUCUCCUGUUCCUUGACAAAAACGAAGAGCUUUACCUAAAGUACUUUGACUGGCGUAAACACUUUAAAGUGAAAAAGGCAUAUUUUUGGGCAGAACAUACAUGUCUGGCUUGUGACUACGUGAGACGGCACAAUGAGUACAAGGCAAAGAACAAUCUUGAUAAAUGGUAUUGGGGAUAAUCCACAUGUUGGUCUCCGAACCAGGUUGCUUAACAGAAGGUUCAUGUAACUUAAUUUAAAUAAGGGUCUGUUGUUAGCAUUUGCAAAUAAUUGACUUUAUUUUUGUAAAAUGCCCCAAAGUAGAUCUUAAUUUAUUUUGUGCUCGCAUUUGUUUACAUGCGUUAAUACCGAGCCCCUAAGGUGACAUUGGAGUAAAAAAAUCUAAAGUUUAGUUUCGCGUGCUCACAUGAAACAUUCGCGUGCACACUUGAAAUUUUUGCGUGAGAACACGAAACUAAACGCGAUAGUUUCACCUGCGCACGCGAGAGUUUCAUGUGGGCACGCAAAACUAAACUUUAUUUAAUUUUUGCUCCAUGUCCCCUUAGGGGCUCUGUACGUUAAUAAACUUUAUAAAGUGAAAAGUUGGAUCAACUUAAAAAAAUACUUCAAUAAAAAUUAGUUUUUCAACAUGUAUGUUUAAGUAAAAAAAUUAAGUUGAAAAAAAAACUUACAUUUUGUUGGUGUUACCAAUUGAUCCACUUUUUUACUUUUUACAGUGUGUUCUGUAUGCAAAUCAUAGAUUUUUUUUUAUAAUAAUGAUUAUUAUUUCUGCUUUAAUCUGCAUUAUUUUGCAUUUUAUUUUAUGUAUAUUUGUGAAAAAACAAUUAUGACCAAAAUUAAUUUAAAUUCAGUACCAUCAUUUUAUGCACCUACUGUAGGUACAUCAGACUCGAUAAAAUGUUUAUUUAAUGAAAUAAGAUAUAUUUAUGCUUUAUUUAUAUUAUCAUUGGUUAUUGUGUACAUGUUAGUGAGUCACCUAUGCAGUGUUUACAGAACUUAUGUUGUGAAAAAUGUUAUUGUACUGGACUGUAAAUGUAUAAUGUGUACAGUACAAUAUGUAUUUUAAGGAAACUUGCCUUUCAUUUCCAUAGUUUUGUAUGGAUGUUUUUUCACAAUCAUGCACUCAAAUUUUUUCGUUUUGUCUGUAUUUGACCUCAUCAUUAUAGUUAUAAACAUAAUGUAACACUGUCAUCACUUUUGCUAUUGAAAAACAAAUAUGCCAGCAGCGGGGCAUUGGUAAUAUUUCACUGUACUGUGUUACUGCGGAUAAUUUCAUUGUUUAUUAGCUUACAUGGCUUGGUUAUGUAUGUGUCAAGGUACUGUAAAGUUCUGUUUUGAAGUCAUAUUAACUUUGUUUUACUGACAAAUGUAUUUUAGAAGAUAGAUAGUGCCAUAUUCACAGGAAUGUGACUGACUGUGUGGUGAGGUAGACCUUUCUCCAAAAGUUGCCAAAUGCUUGGAUGUUUGAGACAAAUGAAGCUGAAAGUCAUAAUUAUUUACUUUCCAAUUUAUACAACAUUUAUGUAAAUUUGGAAUGAAAAGCGUUUAUCAGAAUCUGUGCUUCAGUUUCAGAUGCAAACAUACAAGACUUGUUUGCUGCCAAAGGUUUCUUUCUUAAAAAGAGAAACAUCUCUGGGAUUCACAAGACAACAUUAUUCAGAUCCCCAGAUCUCCUUUCACAGUGAAAGACUCUUUUUUGAUGUGCUUGAUCAAUUUAAUACUAAAUAAGGGUUCAUUAUUGAUCACUGAGAGCAUAAUCUGCAACCUUGCAUUGUUGAUACUCUUGUAUGGAUAUUGGAUAUGUUGUUUGUAAAAGAUAUUGGUCAUUUACAGGUCCGGUUCUUGACAAGCACACGUUUAUUCUUGUUAUUUUGAUGUCUAAACAACGGACAUGCAUUGUUGUUCGUCUCAGUUUCCCCAUGAAACAAUGAUGAAAUACAUAAUGUUUGUGUUUUUAACUUUUGUAUUCAUGAGGGAACAUUGGUUUCGAACAAAUUACGCUUUUGGUGAUUUUAUCCAUUACCUGUAUAUUACUGUUAAAUGAGCCGGACUUCUUUUAUACAAAUGAGAAGAUGCAUUUCAGAUCAAUGUUUGUUUGAAGAUAAUCUUUUGGCCAUGAACGCUCUUUAUGCAUUGUAAAUAGCCGCAUUGUCGGAUGAUCUCUGACCUGUAGCGAAUGCCGUGGGGAAGAUGCGCUGAAAUCCAACAAGCCCUUUCUGAGCCUUUGCACCAAGGAAGAAAAGAGGCGGGUCUGCUGCUGAGGACAAAGAUGGCAGUGUUUCUGCCGCUUUCUGCCCAUGAGGCAGAUUCCUCAAAUUUGCUCGAUCUUGAUGCUUUAGACUGUUGCACUGAAGUUGAGGAGACUUGAUUUCAAUGAUUUAUUGAACUGGUGUUCAUUUAAAAGAAGUUGACCUGUGAAAUAAGAUGUUUUUGUUGUACAAAGUGAAUCAGAGAUUGCUUACUGACCAUAAUUAUUGACUUGUAUUGUUUUGUCCUCUCUUUCAAUUUUUCCUGUGCACAAAUGUUUGCUGUGAGCUCUUGGUGCCCUUUAAAACAGUACUUGCAUUAUGAGUGUGUCCGUGGCGUCUGAAUCAGAGCACCUGCUGACUCAUCCAUGUAGGCUGGUUGCACAGGCGCCAGCAUGGAGUAUGAUAUCUCCUCUAUGCAUUAAUGCAAAAUGACCCACAUUCCUAUUGUGCUGAGGAACCUGAGGGUGUACAGAAUUGUUCAUUGCGACGUUUAUUGCCAAAAUAAUGUUAUUUGCCAAAUGAGUUACUGUAGAUGUCUGUUAGUGAAAUAAGAAGAUUAAAAUAAAACUACAUUCAUAUAAAGUUGUGGGUUCUUGUCUUGAUUCUGAGAUUCUGUGAAAAAAUACUUUUCACCACCCGCUGUUGAACAGCAACAUGCUUUUCAGCAACAUAUCUCCGGCUGAUAAAAAUAGCAGAGCAAAUCCACUGUAAGUUGAAUGAUGAUACCAAAGGGACAGUUUGGCAUGCUGGCCAUCAAAUCCCCCGCUGUUGUUGUGACCUCUGUGUUUAUACGCUGGCAUUUAGAGUUAUCCAUCUGUACCUUCUAAGGCUGUGAAUCUCAACCCUGUCCUGGAGCGCCCACGGUAAGAUGUCCCCUAUCAGACACACCCAGUUCAGG